GCGCUAAUGUCGACCUGCUAAUCGCCUGGAUUUUCGUUGCGAUUCGCCACCAUGGCCAUCACCACGGAGGUCCUAAUCCUUUCCUCCUCGCCGGAGCACAAUCCUGUUCGUACGCCAGCACCACCUGCGUACAAUCCCGAGAAGCUAUUCGGGCUGUCUCCGAUUGACACCUCCACGACACCGCUACAGUCUCCAUCGGAGCUGUUUCAGCCUCCGACGCACUCCAGAUUUUUCAAGAUCAAAAAACAGGUCGAUGGACCAUACCAGAAGAAAGUCAACAAGACGCCUAAUACCUCGACCAAUGAUGAGUCAGCUGUGCUAGCGAUCGACGGAGAACCUGUCGCAGAGAAACCGAAGCGAAGGGGUAGACCGAGGAAAGAGCUGACGAAAGCUCCUGGGGAGUCGGAGCCUAUUGUCGCGGGCAAGAAAAAGGACGCUUCGAAAAAGUCAACAACAGGCGCCCCGAAGAAACGCGAAACGACAACGAAGCGCUCGACACCGGCAAACAGAACUAUUUCAGGAAGGAUUGCGAAGGCAGGCAGUUCACAGCCCAAGGGAGCCAAAGAGCAGGAUAAUUGCCCAUCAACGCCGCGGGCUUCCUCAGCACCGAAGGCUACCGAAGCGCUCGAAUGGGAUGACGAUGGCCUACAGCUAGAACAAGCAAUGGCGAGGAGACUGGACUGGACGCCCACACAAAAUAAGACCAAGCAGAUCAUUGAGUUGGAUGGCAGGCCAGGGUCGGAUGACAAUGGGAGUGGUUUCGGUAACUUGCUCUCUGAAUAUGGCUUCAAUGGGGCUACUGCUCCUGCAAGCGACUAUGUGGCUUCCGAGGAUGGCGGGCCAACAAAACGGAGGCGAAUAGAGCUAGUUGAUCCUGGAGUAUAUCCUGCUCCUAAGCAAAGCGCUAUCAACAUCGAUGGAAAGAACAACACAGGGAAUGAGCCUCAUAAUCCAACAUCAGCUGCGCAGAAGAAACCAAAGAAGCGUGCCACUAAAUUUACCACACUCACUGCCCGCGUGACAGCGAAGUAUCUCAACGAAUCUGCAGAAAGCUCGGAUAUUGUGGACGAAGGAACUACAACCGUUGAAGGUAAUUCGACAACAAAGCCCAGGGGUUCAAGGUCCAAGAAAAAGGGCCAACAAAGCUCGAAGUCCCGUGGACCCGAAUUCGUGGUACUCUCUCCUGAAGAAGCCGCCAAGUCCCUUGAAGACCAGGAGCUUAUAUUUGGAACAUGCAGCCAGCUGGAGCGGGAGGACUCUCCUAUAACAAUACGAGAGUUGCAGGCAGCAAUUCAUGAGUCAGAACAGAGUAUGAUGUCGGAAGUCAAUGGCCGUCCCUACCAGGGGUUGAGCAAGGGAACCUCAUCUGCGGUAUCGCGUUUCACAGGCUCAGGAAACUUAUGGUCCGUUGCAUCUCGUGAUGUCGACGGCUCACUAAUGCAGGUGGAAGUCGUGGACUUGUUGGAUUCACCUGAUAGAUCCGACCCUGUCGCUUUGGGCGAACACCUCAGCAAAGACAGAACAGAUACUGCGACUGAAUGUAAUGGCAGCCCCAGCAACCCUAUCCAGAAGGAUAUCGGCGAGCCAGAAGCUACUUCGACCGUGUGCGAUGAACCGUCUACUUUACCUACUCAGCCCACACAGACAGGGAAUAAGAGUACUGAAAACACUACUUCGCAAGCACCAAAGCCCCGCCCUCGGAUGCCACAGUAUAGCGACUUCACAGAUGCCCAGCUAUCGAAGCAGAUUGCCAAAUACGGGUUCAAGCCGAUCAAGGGCCGGAAAAGGAUGAUCGAACUGCUCCAAAAAUGCUGGGAGGCGAAGAACGGCAUAAGCUCGCAACCAAACGAUGAGAAUCCCCAGCAACACCCGCCUGCUGAUAAAGUGUCGGAAGCCGUUCCUUCACCGUCGAAACCAAACCAUAGAACAACAGGAAAAAACACCGCACGGAAAACCAAUACAAACUCAAGGGGCAAAGCUCAAUCCCGCACGCCGUCAACGAUAACAGAAGAUGCUCCCUCAGCAAUGGCCGUCAAUAGCAAGAAAACCACUUCCCUUCCACCUUCAACGUCACUGAGCAACACCCCAAAACCAAAACCUACACAAACUCCCAGCAAGACACCAAAAUAUUCAUUCGCAGACGUAGAAGAAAUCGAAGACUCAGAAGACGAAGCAGUCCCCUCCCCUAGCCGCCUUCAGAACCGACUCCUCCAACACACCACCACAAUACCCAAGCCCUCUCUCCCCACCUCCCACCUACCAUCCAGUCCCAGCCGCCUCACCUCCAGAACCAAUUCCACACACAUCACCACAACGUCAACAGAAAACAACCCUCUCCCAAACCUCUCCGACCAAAUCACCAAAGCCAUCCGCGCACAGCCCCGAUUAACAGCCCCCCGACCCGGACCCACCUGGCACGAGAAAAUCCUCAUGUACGACCCAAUCCCACUCGAAGAAUUCACGACAUGGUUAAACACAGAGGGCUUGAGCCUCAUCAACGAGGACCGCGAAGUCGGCGCCGGCUUCGUACGAAGAUGGUGCGAAAGCAAAGGUAUUUGUUGCUGCUAUCGACCCAAGAAAAAGGACGAUUCAAAAUAAGAUGCCGGCCAUCUCUACAUUGAGUACGAAGCAAACAUAGCAUCUUAUUCUUUGGAUAUCAGUUAUUGUGUUGGGUAUAAAAUAAAACGAUGAAUAGGAAGGGAAGGGGGGUAUGGUGCUAGUGUACUAGUAGUUUGAUUUGGAGUUGAUCUCGGCCGGCUUAGGGCUUGGUGGUUGGUGGUUGGGUUAUUCUGGACUUCUUCCGUUUGUACGGUACUUAUUUGGCUUCUUGUAUACCCCACAACUUUCUACUUCUAACAAUCC
Aspergillus sclerotioniger CBS 115572 is the source of this 2862-nucleotide messenger RNA. RefSeq names its product protein slx4 (gene slx4). NCBI's taxonomy places the organism in Eukaryota, Fungi, Ascomycota, Eurotiomycetes, Eurotiales, Aspergillaceae. Gene Ontology annotation, biological process: DNA repair; DNA replication. The transcript has 2 exons. Gene Ontology annotation, cellular component: nucleus; Slx1-Slx4 complex. Gene Ontology annotation, molecular function: 5'-flap endonuclease activity. The record is from RefSeq and is a predicted model, not a curated record. The coding region runs from base 52 to 2598 and encodes 848 amino acids.